CAGCCCGGCCCAGUACUGUACAAACACAGGCCACAAGCCCACACAAAGCCUAGCCUAGUCUCCCACUAUCCUUCCUUUCCUUUGCCGCCGCCGCCGCCGCCGACGGAUGGACGAGGCGCCGGUGGUGAUGGGCGCGUACGGUGGCCCGGCUCGCCGCGUGGAGAGCGGGGCGUCGGAGACGAUGCUACUCUGGGGACUGCUCCAGCCGGCGUCGCACCGCCAGAACGCCUUCGCGCGGCAGGGCUUGCCCACCUUCCCCAUCGACGCGUGCGGCCGCCGCCUCUCCCUCCACCAGCAGCCGUCCUCCUUCCGGGGAGCCUCCGGCGUCACGGGCGCAGUGGUGUGGGACAGCGGCGUCGUGCUCGCCAAGUUCCUCGAGCACGCGGCCGACAGCGGCCUCCUGCCGGUGCUCAGGGGCGCGCGCGCCGUGGACCUCGGCGCCGGGUGCGGGCUCGUGUCCGUCGUGGCGGCGCUGCUCGGCGCGCGGGUGGUGGCCACCGACCUGCCCGACCGCGUCCGGCUGCUGCGCAAGAACCUCGAGGAGAACGUCGGGGAUGGGGAUGGCGGGUCGGCGACGGUGGCGGAGCUGGUGUGGGGCGACGAGUACGAGCUGGACCCGGCGCCGGAGCUGGUGCUGGGGUCGGACGUGGUGUACAGCGAGGAGGCCGUGGGCGACCUGGUGGCGACGCUCACCCGGCUCGCCGGGCCGGGCACCACCGUGCUGCUCGCCGGAGAGCUACGCAACGACGUGGUGGUGGAGUGCUUCUUGGAGGCAGCCAUGGCAGCGGGGUUCGAGAUCGGGUGCGUGGAGCAGGACCAGUGGCACCCCGACUUCCGCACCAACCGCGUCGCCGUCUUCAUCCUCGUCAACAAGACGCCGCAUCGCCAUCGCCAUACCUGAAUGCGAAUCACCAGCCUCUGUCUCUGUCAGUGCAGUCUGCAGACUCAUUCUUGUAACAUUAUUCAGCAUAGAUUUCGUGGGUAAUUUUUGGACCUUGGCUUGAUUAAGGUGGAUGGGGUAGGCAUUAUUCAGCAUAGCUCUGAGUUGUACCUGCCCCUAUCGUGGCUUGGACGAGCACUCGAAGCACCAACUAGUUUUGGCGGAUGUAUGUUUUGAUUUGCAUUUCAUAGCUUCAUUUGAGGAUAGUUUUAAUCGGA
Hordeum vulgare subsp. vulgare (domesticated barley) is the source of this 1158-nucleotide messenger RNA. Its product is annotated as protein N-lysine methyltransferase METTL21A. NCBI's taxonomy places the organism in Eukaryota, Viridiplantae, Streptophyta, Magnoliopsida, Poales, Poaceae. The transcript has 2 exons. Bases 107 to 901 code for a protein of 264 amino acids. The record is from RefSeq and is a predicted model, not a curated record.